Molecule: messenger RNA, 1267 nt
Organism: Habropoda laboriosa
Lineage: Eukaryota; Metazoa; Arthropoda; Insecta; Hymenoptera; Apidae
Gene: Uvop
Product: opsin, ultraviolet-sensitive
Exons: 5
Coding region: 19-1134 (371 amino acids)
Biological process (GO): G protein-coupled receptor signaling pathway; visual perception
Cellular component (GO): membrane
Molecular function (GO): G protein-coupled receptor activity
Source: RefSeq, a predicted model, not a curated record
GCAGGCGGAGUGACCGACAUGUCCAACGAUAGUAUUCAUUGGGAAGCGAGAUACCUACCAGCAGGACCACCACGUUUGCUGGGAUGGAAUGUUCCCGCCGAAGAAUUAGUUCAUAUACCGGAACAUUGGCUGGUCUUUCCCGAGCCGAACCCCUCUCUUCAUUAUUUAUUGGCCCUAUUGUACAUUCUUUUCACUUUCCUCGCUUUACUUGGCAAUGGCUUGGUGAUAUGGAUCUUUUGCGCUGCCAAGUCACUGAGGACCCCGUCAAAUAUGUUUGUCGUGAAUCUGGCUAUUUGCGAUUUCUUUAUGAUGAUCAAGACACCUAUCUUCAUAUACAAUUCCUUUAACACCGGUUUCGCUCUGGGGCACUUAGGAUGUCAAAUAUUCGCGGUCAUCGGCUCCUUGAGUGGAAUUGCUGCUGCGAUAACAAACGCCGCUAUAGCGUAUGAUAGAUAUAGCACAAUAGCAAGACCGUUGGAUGGCAAGUUAUCACGCGGCCAAGUAAUCCUGUUCAUUGUGUUAAUCUGGACAUACACUAUACCGUGGGCAUUGAUGCCCGUAAUGGGAGUUUGGGGACGUUUCGUGCCCGAAGGCUUCCUUACUAGCUGUAGCUUCGAUUAUCUGACUGACAGCAACGAGAUACGAACCUUCGUUGCUACCAUAUUUACCUUCUCCUACGCUAUUCCGAUGACACUUAUAAUCUAUUACUACAGCCAGAUCGUCAGCCAUGUGGUGAAUCACGAGAAAGCGCUUCGCGAACAGGCGAAGAAAAUGAACGUUGACAGUUUACGAAGUAAUGCGAACACUAGUUCUCAGAGCGCUGAAAUUCGCAUAGCAAAGGCUGCCAUUACGAUUUGCUUCCUGUUCGUUCUUUCGUGGACUCCGUACGGUGUGUUGGCAAUGAUCGGCGCAUUUGGCAAUAAACAGCUCCUAACACCUGGCGUUACGAUGAUACCAGCAUGCACAUGUAAAGCUGUUGCUUGUUUGGAUCCAUAUGUAUAUGCUAUAAGUCAUCCUAAAUACAGGUUGGAACUGCAGAAGCGACUACCGUGGCUAGAAUUACAAGAAAAACCGAUAUCCGAUUCGACAAGCACCACAACUGAAACAGUGAAUGCACCACCGGCCUCGAGUUAGACCUCAACAGAAAUUGCUAUUUUUCGAGAACAAGAAAUAGGAAUUUAUUUGGCUCUCGUUCGGUACUUUGUAUCCACUCCGUUAAAAAUAGGCGGUCCUUGUAUAGCGAAAGCAACUACAAUAAAAUAAUUUC